This is a messenger RNA of Poecilia latipinna (sailfin molly), 598 nucleotides long. RefSeq names its product NIPA-like protein 2. Gene Ontology annotation, biological process: magnesium ion transport. Gene Ontology annotation, cellular component: membrane. The transcript is spliced from 4 exons. Lineage: Eukaryota; Metazoa; Chordata; Actinopteri; Cyprinodontiformes; Poeciliidae. The record is from RefSeq and is a predicted model, not a curated record. Gene Ontology annotation, molecular function: magnesium ion transmembrane transporter activity. The annotation marks the transcript as partial.
CGUAUGAGAAUUCAAUUUUCCCAGCCGCACUUGAACCCAUCACAAACUCCUGAUCCGGGUUGACAUCAGAGGUGAACUUCUCCUCUUGAGUUUCGACUGGAGCGACUCCGGACGUGGGAUGCUUUGGGGGUCGUUUAGCGAGAUAAAUAUGGGAUGGGAGCGGCAGUUCUAACGGGGGGAACAUUUCCUUGUUACAUGAUAAGGGAGAAAAAUGGAGAAUUCAAGUGAUUUUAACGCGACUGUUCCUUUAAUUUCCGCCGAAGCUCUGCGAGCGCAGAUUGUUCAAAAUCCACUCCAGGCCUGUUGGAGUUGGAGCACAGCUCACGUUUGUAACUAUCUCCUGGGAAUCAUCAUCUCCAUAUGUGGGAAUGUCCUCAUCAGCGUUUCACUCAACAUACAGAAAUACGCCCAUGUCCGUCAGGCUCAGCGUGCCUCCAAGCCGUAUUACACGUCUGGGAUGUGGUGGUCUGGUGUCGUCCUGAUGGGCGUCGGGGAACUGGGGAACUUUGCAGCCUAUGGUUUUGCCCCAGCAUCACUUAUUGCCCCACUGGGCUGUGUGUCUGUGAUAGGUGAGUCUGCUUUUAGCUUCUUUUUACUC